Tilletiaria anomala UBC 951 is the source of this 2163-nucleotide messenger RNA. Its product is annotated as Sec1-like protein. Gene Ontology annotation, biological process: endoplasmic reticulum to Golgi vesicle-mediated transport; intracellular protein transport. The transcript has 4 exons. The record is from RefSeq and is a predicted model, not a curated record. The coding region runs from base 1 to 2163 and encodes 720 amino acids. Gene Ontology annotation, cellular component: Golgi membrane; cytosol. NCBI's taxonomy places the organism in Eukaryota, Fungi, Basidiomycota, Exobasidiomycetes, Georgefischeriales, Tilletiariaceae. Gene Ontology annotation, molecular function: syntaxin binding.
AUGGCCGCCUCCACUGCACCGCCGUCGUUGCGAGAGGCACAGGUUUCCUCGCUGCUGUCGCUGCUCAACUUUAACCACCCCGUCUCUGCCGCGCAAGUUAAGGCGACCACGAACAACGCAUCCACUUCCUCAGCAGCAGCGAGCAGAAAUGCAGCGCCGACGCCGCAGCUGCCCGCCGGCCCAUCAAUCUGGAAGGUACUCGUCAUGGAUAAGACCAGCCAGGAUAUCCUCGCGACUAGUCUGCGCGUCCAGGACCUCAAGGACCACGGCGUCACGCUCCACCUUCAGCUCCUUUCCGAUCGCCCACCGCUGCCCGACGUUCCCGCCAUAUACUUUGUAGCACCCAAGACGGAGAACUUUAAGCGAAUAGCAGAGGACCUUGCGCGAUCGACGUACGAAUCCGCCUACGUCAACUUUACCACAUCCGUUACGCGGGCGCAGCUCGAGGAAUUUGCCUCGAUCAUCUCGAAGGACGGGUCAGAAGCAAGCAUCGAGCAGGUGUACGAUCAGUACCUCGACUUUAUCGUUCUCGAGAACUCUCUCUUCUCGCUCCUUCCGGCGCAGCCGCAGGCGCAGGCAACUUCAGCCGCUGCGCAACAGAAGGGCCUGAACGGCUUAGCAGCAAGCACUGGCAGCGGUAGCGACUCAUCCAUCUGCACGUACGAGAUCCUCAACGACCCCAAGAGCGGAGAGCUCGAGGUGGAGGACGAGACGGACCGCAUCGCGAAAGGGCUCUUCUCCAUCCUCGCCACCUUUGGCCAGUCCAACCUGCCCAUCAUCCGCUCGCCGCGAGGCAAUGCUGCCGAGCUCGUCGCUCGCAAGCUCGAGGGCAAGCUGCGGGACCAUAUGAGCGGCACACGCGGCAGCAGCGAUCUGUUCGGCGGUGGCGGAGAUGCAGCAGCGGGUUCUUUGAGCGCUUGGAGCGCUCAACGGCCGUUGCUUGUGAUCCUGGACCGGAACAUCGAUCUGGUGCCGAUGCUGUCGCACUCAUGGACCUACCAAGCGCUGGUGAACGACGUGCUGGACAUGAACCUCAACCGCGUCACCGUCGAGACAUCGGAGAAUGAUAAGAAGCAAAAGCGCGCUUACGACCUGGACGCCAAGGACUACUUUUGGGCGCGCAAUGCGGGAACACCUUUCCCGCAGGUGGCAGAGGACAUCGACACGGAGCUGAACCGGUACAAGACGGACGCGGCGGAGAUCACGCGCUCGACGGGGAUCAGCAGCAUGGAUGACGUGCAACAGCUCGACCUAUCGUCCAACGCGGCACACCUCAAGGCCGCCAUCACGGCGCUGCCGGAGCUGACGGCGCGCAAGCAGACGAUCGACACACAUAUGAACAUCGCCACGGCGCUCCUGCAGGGCAUCAAGUCGCGUGGCCUCGACACGCUCUUCCAGAUGGAGGAGACGAUUAUGCGUCAGAGCAAACUGCAGGUAUUGGAGGCCAUCAGGAACCCCGAGCUCAAGGAGGUCGCCGCGGAGGACAAGCUGCGUCUGUUUAUCAUCUUCUACCUCAGCGCGCCUGACUCGGUCCUCGGCAAGGCGGACAUCGCCGACUUUGAAAAGGCGCUGCAGGAAGCCGGCGCCGACCUGCGGCCUCUGCAGUAUGUCAAGAAGAUCCGAGAGCUGACGCGCAUGACGAUGAUGGCGUCAGCGCCGGCCGCGCAGCCAUCGGCAAGCGGCGAGCUGUUCAAAGGCUUUUCCGCCAUCAGCAGCCGGCUGACUGACCGGCUCAAGGAUAGCGGGUUGGACAACCUCGUCGCGGGCGUCAAAAACUUCCUGCCGGCGCAGAAAGACCAAACGGUUACGCGUAUUGUCGGCAGCCUGAUGGACCCACAGAGCGCGUCGGUACAGGCCCUGCAGGAGACAGACGACUACCUCUACUUUGACCCGAAACAGGUGCGCAACGCGCGAGGCGGCGCCGCCACGGCCGGCACUGUCGGCGGGACAAAGGCGCGCCAGGCGUUCAACGAGGUGAUUGUUUUUGUCGUCGGGGGCGGCAGCUACCUCGAAUACACCAAUUUGCAGGAGUACGCGGCGCGCAUGCGUGCGCAGCAGGUCGGCAGCGCGCAACUGCGACGUAUCACGUACGGCGCGACGGAGAUCCUGUCGCCCAGUCAGUUCUGUAAAGUGCUGGGUAACCUCGCGCUCAAGUCGAGCUGA